AUGAGUACAACAUCAGAUACAUAUGCUUGUGGUGCAUGUACCUAUAUUCAAUCUAUAAAACGACCAACAUGUGAAAUGUGUGAGACGCCUAAUCCAAAUUUUGUUAAUCCAAACCAUGAAUCAGAAGCAGGAGCAACUGCAGGAGCAGCGCUGUUUGAUUCUCAAAAAGGCGAUCAAGUAAUUGACUGUAUCCAAUGUGGUUAUAUUAAUAUUGGUAGUCAUAUGCAAAUUUGCCAAGGCUGUGGACAGAGUCUUUAUAAUUUCCGUGGUUUAUUUACAAAUUUUAAUAUGGAUCUUGACAAUCGAUAUCCUAAUGAUGAAUCUGAUGACAAUAAAUCUAAUGAUGAUGAUGAUGAUGAUGAUCAGGAUGUUAUAAUGGUAGAUAAUACUGAAGAGUCACAAAAGAAAGGUCCAUCAGGAAAAGCAGCUGCUGCUGUAGAAAAAGGAAUGGAUGAUAAGCAAUUAGUACCCUAUAUGAAUCGAUAUUUAUUGAUAUUGAGAGAACAACAACAACAACAAAGUCAAUCAUUUACAUUAGAUUAUUUAAAUGAGUGUAUGACUGAACUUUUUAAUACACUUGAAUAUAAAAAUGAUGAAUCAGAUGGUCAAUUAACUUUUCCUGCUUGUCAAAUUUGUUGUGAUGAAGAUGCACCAAUGAUUACGAUGAAAGCUUGUGGUCAUCGUGUAGUUUGUACCAGUGAUUUUAAUCGAUAUUUAUCAGUACGUAUUCGUGAUGGAGAUAUCCUUCCAUGGAUUCCAUGUCCAGCUGAAACAUGUUUUGUUCCAUGUCAUGUAGACAAUAUUACUCAAGAUGGUAAUUUAACAUAUUCUGAACUAUUAUCAUUCAUCACAACAUUUAUGUUAAAAAAAUUAUCUCGUAAUGAAAAUUUUAUUACAUGUAUUAAAUGUGAAAAAGGUGGUUUUCUUCAAAUGGGUCCACCAAAAAAACAACAAGUUACAUGUCCUAUAUGUCAUGAAAAACAAAUAAUUGAAAAAGGUGUCGAUGGUGCUCUUGAUCCUGCUUUUAAAAAAAUGAUUCAAUCAGGAGAAUUACGUGAAUGUCCAACAUGUCGUCAUUUAACUUUAAAAGAAAAAGGUGUAUGUAAUGUAAUUGAGUGUGCUAAAUGUGGAAUAUGGUGGAAUUGGAGAACUAAAGAACAAGGACAUAAUGGCAGAGAUUUAAAACAACGUGCCCGAAUGAAUGGAACACUUUGGGAAGCUGGUGAACUUCGAUAUCAACAAGAAUUAGAAGCACGAAAUCCAAAAGAAUUCAAAGCUCUAUUAGAACGAAAUGGAAUUAAAUAUGAUCCAAAUUAUAUAAGAGGCGGUUGGCUUGAUCAAUAA
Messenger RNA from Rotaria sp. Silwood1, 1344 nucleotides. Lineage: Eukaryota; Metazoa; Rotifera; Eurotatoria; Philodinida; Philodinidae. The record is from the annotation of a GenBank genome assembly.